AUGGAAACACAAAUCGCCGAAAAACAGAUAGGUUCCUGCGUAGAUCCCCUCUGGGAUCAGUCUCUGACAGAAGAUGUCUCGCCCCGCCUCCGUCGCGGCUCCCAGGGGUCGGAAGAGAUGGUCGGUCGAAGAAGCACGCCUCUGACCCCUCAAGAGUUCGAGCUGUUGUCGAGUUCGAAUCCUUUCAAGCAAGACAUUGCGGAGAAGUACGGUUUGGCGUACCCAGCCAUUACCACAAGAUCUCGUAGCCGGGAUGUUUUACAGAAUGCACGAGGAGUCUACGAGGGUGGCGAUGCUGGGGAUGUUAGUGCUGCUACCGGAAAUCGGUUCGAUGCUGUCGACACGAGUGAAGAUGGGGAUUUCAGGAAAACCACAAGAGAAGAGACCAAAAGCGUAUUUGUAGCGUUGAGCCAGUUUCUUCUCAGAAAUCGUCAGUCUAUCGAUGAAACCAUUCAGAAACUUGACGAUACGGAUGAGUUUCUAUCUGGGCGUUGUGAGAAGUUAGAUAAGUCCUUGAUUAAUCAAGAAUUGUUGCAUAGUGGAGAGAUUUGGGAACUUGCUGAUAAGAAUACAACUACAGAUAAAGUUGAACCUUCAAAAGUCAAUGACGUACCUGGUAGGAAGGAUGCACUUUAUAGUUUUAACCGUGGAGAGGCACAAGGAGUAUGCCACGAUAGUGAUAAGAAUGGUGCUUUCCAAGACAGUUCGUUAGACACUUACUCCCAUACCCCUCGGGUUCUAAGGUCCGAUACCUACAAUCUGGAAUCUAGCAAUGAGACGGCCCUCACAACUUCACGCAGUUCUUCAUUGUCCUGGUCCCAAAGAGGACAAGACGCCGUUAGCCCAUAUAGUCCUGAUAUUGAGGAGGACCCGUAUUCGGCCAUUAGACAUAUGGACAUGCUACGGAAACAGUCUGUAUCGCUUUCAGAAGAUGAUAUGCAGCAGUAUUUCAACGGACAUACUGGUGGUAGUUCUCAAAUAUCCCCUGACCAGUUCCAGAAAUCAGAGCUGUCUGCUUCCGACAGAAAAGAAACAGGCGACAUAGUGAUCCCUGUUUUUGAACCUUUGCUUGAAAUUGUUGGGAGAGAAGACAUAGUUGAAUCAUUGUUUCCGGAUCAGCCAUCUCUCAAAGAACCAUUGUCUGCGUGUAGAACAAGCAAGGAGGAAAGCGUCGUGAAUUUGGAAGAGAAUGGAGCAACACUGAAGUCGGCAUUACAAAAUCAGCAGUCUCCAGAAGAACUGGUUUCUAUACCUAAAACAAGCAAGGGUGAAAGAAAUGAGCAAUCUUCUGAAGCACAAUUAUCAGAAGCAAACAAGGGUGUAAGUUUCUUGAACGUAGGGAAGGCGGUGGACAAAUUUGAAUUGGCGUUUCAAGACCAGCAAUCUCCCGAGACACAUCUGUCUGAGUCUACAACAAGUAAAGAUGUCAGUUUCCUGAAUUUUGAGGAUAGUUUUUCAGAUUAUAUUUCUUUAUCUGGUGAAUCUGCUCUUAAACUCGGAUCUUUUUAUAAAGAUGAACCAGGCUUCGUAGAAGAGAUAAGCCAAACCGUAGAGGCGUUUACUAACAAGGAAGUAGACACUAUCUUCGAAGGGACACUUAGAAAACACGCACAAAAAGAAUUACUAAAGAACACUUCUGUUAAGAUUUCUCCUGAAUUUUGUAAAACAGUUCGAAUGCAGAAAGAUGGCAGCGAAGAUGGUGGUAACCUGGAGAGCAGACUGGCAUCCCCGGUUAAGGAGUGUGAACCGGAAUCCACAGGACUAGACAAAGACGAUCAAGUAGACAAUGUUUGCCAGAUUCUCUCCUCUGAAGCACAAGAGCAGUCAACAAAGCUGGAGACUGAUGUGUUUAACUCGUCCUUCUAUGCUGCGUUUAGUGCUACUGUUUCUUCUCUAGAAGAUAUGGAAGAUGCCGGACCGGUUUCAGUCCAUGAUGAAACUAUUGUAGCCCCUCUCACUGACGAAGAUAAGUGCGAGGAAGGGAAAUCUAGUGGUGCUGGGGAUAUCGACAGUGAUAGCGUCUUUGGGUCUGAAGUAAAUGAAAAUAGAGACGAUAGCUUGGAGGCGAAGGAUAGCGAUGUCUGGGAUGUGUUUCUGACACCUGGGAUUGAAGCUUCAGAUUUAGAAAUGAAUUCAUUUUCUGAAUGCGACGAUCCAUCUCUCUGUAUUUCUAAAGACAUUUUGCUGCAAAAUAAGUUUAAGGUCUCAGACGACAGUGCUGACUCUUCCCGUGGUAGUGUGUCAAGAGAAUCUAUGAAGGUCAAUCUAUCCCAGGACAGUUCGAUUUUAGACCAGUCAGAAGACUUUCACUUGUCUGCAUCUACAAAUCAACAGGAAACUGGCUUGCAACGCCAUUUUGAUCUCGUGACGCAGCUGGACCCUCUGACCGAGUGUACCUCGACAGACUCUGUCAUGGUUCAUUGCUCCAGUGAUAGUCUUUAUGCUAUGCCAAACACCCAGGCACAGAAGCGAGGAGAGAAAUCACGCAUGUAUCGAAGACAUGGUGAGAAACUAACAGAAAAGCAAAAUCGGCGCAGUUCCUUACCAGUGAUGGGAAUGGAAAACCAAGGGAAUGGAAUCGCUCCGCUUACAGUAUCUCAGUCUGUUCGCAUUGAGGAAGAACGAUCGAGAAGAUCAUCUCUUCCUUCGGCUGUUGCCAAAGAGAAAGAUAUGUAUACCUCUAAAACUGCUAACACCGAAAAGGAAGCUGAAUCUAACACGUCGGACCUCUUCGCUAGUUAUACACCGAAUACGCCACCUGAUGAUGGUCAAAUCGUUCCAAGUGAAAUAACUCUCAAAGAAUCAGAAGGUCCUGCUGAGAAGACAGAAAAUUUCCCUCGUGUUUCUAAUGUUUUUCCGGCAUCAGUAAGUAAACUAGUCAACGCAAUAAGCGUUCAGAUGAUUAAAGCAACCGUUUCUUCAGUGUCCUGUACUCCGCCUGCAACUCUACCUCUCUCAGGCACAUCUACGGUAGCUGCUUGGACAAAAGAAGGCCCUAAAGCAUCAUUGUCGAGCACCAAACUCCCAGACGUCGACAACGAUGGGGCUGAAUCACCCACGCAAUCGGCAGCUUUUACCGAUUUCAUCCGCAGUCGUCUGCAAAAACCGCUAAAGGCAAUAUCAAUGUUUGCAUCGAGGACUUCUGAAUCCACAAGGAAAGACACACAAUCUAUCCCCAUGGAAGGACAGUUUGUAUCUGGUCAUCGUGCCACUGCUGCAGUUGUGACGCAGCCUGGUAGUUGUCUAACUACCACACAACAUCAGCAUGAAUCAAGAAGAGAAGACGCCACAAAUGCUUCUUUCCGAAACAGGCUACUUCACAUGCGCUCCACGGAAUCCCCGGAGCAACCCGAACGUUCAGGAUUUCUCGAGGAGAAUAUCAAACUCAGUCAAAGUGUGAACAUCAACAUUCCUCCAGAUCUUGUACCUUAUGAGGAGACUUUCAUCGAAGCUCUGCAGUCUCUUCCAGAGGCUAGUAGUGAUAGUCUGAUUCUGGCUUCCGAAGAUUUGAACACCGCUGCCACAGAAGGUGAUUUGAACACCGCUGCUACAGAAGGUGAUUUGAACACCGCUGCUACAGAAGGUGAUUUCAGUGAACCAGUUAAUGAAGCCGGCGAGAUAAAUGACGACAACAGCAGACAAUUGCAGGAGGUAGACUCUGAAGCUAUACGUGUUGAAGAAAAACCAAUCACUUCAUUAGAAGUUACUGGUAGAGAUUUGGCAGCCCCCGAUGCGGAUAAGGCUUCCACUCCAGGACGCUUGAGCGCCGGCAGUAGCACUGACAGCGAUGAUAUUGACGCUAUUGUCCAAGAAUACAAACAGGAAGUUACUGAUAGCGACGAAGGUGACAUAGAUGAUAUCGUUAUGGAGUUUAAAAAAGAAAACCCCGCAGAAGACAACAACACCCUCGGAGGAUCUGAGGAAGGCAUUCUUAGAAACACUGCUUUUAAUAAAUUCAGCCGCGUUCUGAACAAAAUGCAGUCAGUAACAAAAUACAUAAAGAAAAAGAGUGAGCAGACGAUCAAAGACCAUGAAGAAAAACAUAGACCAUCAGUCUUUUCUCUCCGUAGAAGACACACCGAAAGCUAUUCUCAGGACGGUGGAAUCGAGGACACAACUCCACAACCACAGGAGAGAGAAGAUGACGAAGAUGCAUUGGAGCUGCUGAGCAAGGCUGCAGAAGUCUUCAAAGAACAAACCGUCAAGAAAAAGCUAGUGACCCCGAGCAGUACUUGGCGAUCGAAAACGAUACACACAGAGAACUUGGUAAUCGAUGAUGAUAAUGACAGUGAUCUCGUUUCCAGGGCCGCUGUUCUCUUUAGAGGUUUCAAAUGUAAGAAGCCUGGCGAUAUUGAUUCUGUUGUAUCCACAUCAGAGGGAGAAAAAUCUACGUUGGAGCUAUCAGAAGCUUGCAACAACAGUAUUGAUCUAUCGAAAUUACAAGCGUUUGAAAUAACCCAUGAUGAUGUUGAGUCAACGAAAAACGAUCACAUAUAUGAUACGUCUGUCUGCUCAGAUGAUACUGAUUUUAAAGAAAGCCACAUCAGAAAUUUAACCUUACAGUUGGAUCAUAGGGAUAAGAAUAGGGUCGCAAAUGAGCAACUCCUUCGACCGUCCAUUGGAUCGGACCAGCUGGAAGUUGCAGACACCACUGAUGUCUUAACUAAAAGCGAUGACCACCCUGACAGCGAUGCCAGUAAAUUUGAUGACUCCGGGUUCGAAUCCAUCAAUCGGCAUAUAAGCGAGCAGAUGGUUCUAUCAGACGCUACUGAGUCACCAUUCGGGGAUUUGACCGAGGAAAUCGUUGCGGUUAGCUAUCAACAAGAGUCUUUUCUAGAGCCAGCCAAUGUAACUAUAGACCGCGAGGUGGAACAUCCCUUUUCUGAUACAGAAAACCCACUGGAGUGUGUCAGAAGUCUAUCUGAACUACAGCUUUCACAGAAAACAGCAACAGUUAGCGUUGGUUCUGAUGGUACAUUCAAGGAGAGAUCGGCAGACUUCUUCGAGUCUGGUGAUACAUUCAAUGAUCAAACCGUACAUAACAUCCUCGAGUCUGAUGAUACAUCUGAGGAUAAAACAGUACAUAACAUCCUCGAGUUUGGUGAUACAUCCAGGAAUAAACCAGUAGAUAACAUUCGCGAUUCAUAUGAAACAUUCAAAAAGAAAACAGUCGAUAAUAUACUGCGCUCUAAUAUCAGAUUCAAUGAAAGAUUAACAGAUAGCAGCUUCCAUUCUAAGACAGCACCCAGUGUGAAAUCAGCUAACAUCGUGGAUUCUAAUGAUAGAUCGGACGGGAAAUCAGUAGAUAAUAUCCUCGAUUCUGAUGAUGCACACGGGGAUAAAUCAAUAGAAAGUUGCAUCGAUACAUCAAGAAAUGAAACAGUGGAUAAUAUCAUGCAUUCUGAUGAUAGGUCCCAGAGAAGAAUAGACAAUAUACUACCACCGGAACGGGAAGAACUUUGUGAAAAGAAAACAAUUGAGCAAAAUAGAUAUGUAAGGGAUAUUGAAGUCAACAUGCCUAGCCAACCUGAUACUUGCAUUGACAAGGUUAUGGGUAGCAUGGCUGAAGAAAUUAAAGAUGACGCAGUAAAUCAGUCAGAAAGUCAUGCAAGCAACAUGUUUGAUAACAAAAUGGAUAACAUUAAAAGGGAUAGGAAGAAUCAACAAGAUAUCGAGGCAGAUAACGAGGCCGAAAAUAAUAUGGAUGAAGCCUUUACGACAGAAUCGGCCUCUGGAACAGAGAAAAUUAUGCAAAUGGCAUUUAAUGAGGUGCUUUCCAAAAAUGAAAUAAAGAAUGACGUGACAGUUGUCUUUACCCCUGAAAGUUGUGCUUCUGACACUACGGCCGGGUCUACCUCACCUCCAGCAUCUGCAAAUUUAAAUGAACAUACCUGUGACCUGAUUCUAAGCACAGGAUACGAUGAGACAAGAAUAGUUAAAAAAGUAGAUACAACUGUCAGUGCAGAUAGUGACAUAGUUGGGGACAAAAUCAAUAAUAGCCAAAGAGAAAAGACAAACGGAAAGUUGGAAGAGUUAGCAAAGGAAAUUUCAGCUUUGGAAGCAGCUGGGUUGAAGCAGGCAGCAGGGAUACCUUCGGCAGACGCAUUGGAGUUGAGAGCGCCAGACUACCAAAGACUAUCUUCGGAAUCAUCAGAAGGACCAGAUGCCUACAGCAUGACCGUUAAUUUACCGGAGUCUCCAGACAAUUUGAAGAAUUUAGAAGACGCUGCCUCGUUUUCUUUGUGCUGUGGUGGAAAUUUUAAGAUUAACCUGAACUGUACGGCAAUGGUGAAGAAACCAGACAGGCGUCCAUCAACAGUGGUCAUCAAAGAUAAAAGAUGUGCGAUGACAGAGGAGGAGAAGAUGUUUCCCUUGAAGGUGAGUUUGAGCUAUCCAGAUGGACUGGAUGCUGGUUCUGAGAAAGUGGAUACGAAAGUUCUUUGUGAAAAUUCAACUAAAGAGAAAGCACAGGUUAAAAUUAUUCAGGAUUUAAAAGUCAAUGAACAUGAGAGAAAUAGAAACUUUGCGGGUAGUCGUGAGGAAUUGUUGGAAGAGGUAUCUCUCAAGCAGACCAUGGCUGAAGAAUCAAACCCUGAGCCUCAGGUCUUGGAACAAGAUGGCACAGAUCUGACGCAGGACCUCAAGGAAGAGGUCAAUGAUGUGUGUGAAGUCGCCGAGGAAGGAGAUGGUGGGUAUGAUGAGCUGCAAUGCGAGAAGAGAGUGGUCAAAAGGAAGUCAAUGAUUGAGGAGACAGGCGCAGACAAGAAGGCUAUGAAUAUUUAUCAAUCGGUUCUGAGUGAGUUAUUGCAAAAACAAACUAAAGAAGAUCAUAGAAAGAAAGAAACGGAACUUUUAGCUAACGAAAAGACUACUGCGCAAUCAAAACGUUUUGCAAGAGUUAUCUCAGAUUCUGAUUUUUAUGAAAACUUUGGGGAGAAUGUUGAGGUCCCGCUGAAAGACAAACAAGGAGAUAUAACUCAGGUUGAAAACAUGAAAGUGUAUGGUGAAGAGAAGAGCACUGAGAAAUUAGAAGGCCCAGCCCCGUGUGCUGGAACAUCUACUGUUGAACCACCAACUAGGUCGCACCCUACGCCCAACAUCAGCAUGCAACAAAGUAUUGAUAUGUACGACAAUGUUAUGUUUCCCGAAAGUGCUCCGCCACUUCCAAAGAGAAGUUUUAGACAAUCUACCGACGUGUGUCGUGUUGAAGACAAAAGCAAUCUUGAUCCUCGAUAUGCUAACGGAACGAGGUCAAGCUUCUCCAGCGUUGUGUCAGACGGCGCUGCCGAAGUCUAUCACCAGGCACGAAGACAUCACGCCAGAACUAAAUGGGUUAGUUCAACUCCUCAUCUCUCAGCUACAGAAAGACCUGAACAGAUACCAUCCAGUCGGACCAGCUCCUACCCAUACCUACCAGGUUCAGAAGCGGAUAUCUCCUGCCAGUACCCUAGUUCUAAUGCAGUAUCGGCCUCAAGUUUUCAGUCAGACUCAGUCUGCUGGGGCAAUUAUGCUAGAAUCGAAGACGUCCAGGAAAAAAGAUCUUUCGACUCCGAAAGUUCAUCGGGAGUUGUCGUUCCGGGAGUCGGCCGGGAAUCAACGCUGAGCGAUAUUUCGGGGGCAUAUAUUUUCGGGGAAUACGCUACUGUAAAAGAUGACCUCAACAGAGCCAAACUUCUGCAAUCAGCUGAUGGUCAGACUCAACGAAAUAACAAUUUCCAGUUCAGACAUUUUCCCGCUGCCAUUGAAAAUCCGCAUUAUCAAAACGUAAGGGUCAUAACUGCUCAACCGUCAGGUACUCGCUACCGGGUCAUCCCUUCACAACUGGAUGUCCACGAAGAGCAGGCUCCUGGGUUUGAAAACUACGCCGUCAUUGGUCAACCGAUGCAGUCGAAAUCUGUUCAGUUUUCGGCUCCGACUACUCCAGUCGGGGUUAUCAAAGUCCAUUGUGCUUCUCAGACAAGUUCGGAGUCCCUGGCUGGUCUUGUUAGAAACGAUGCUUCCGACAUUCUAGAAGGUCUGCCAGUAUUUGAGUACACACUUGGGGCUACGCAGAGCACAAACAGUCUUCUGUCGGAUACGACGGAUAGUUCGCCUGUCACGCGCUGUCCUGACAACAGACAGCCUGAUCUAACCAGACAGACAGCGUCAUUAGACAGACGUAAAUUUCACAAAGAUCUGCCAAAGAAAAAGGCAACAAAAGUGACUUUUUCGCGCGAUGAAGUCCUCACAGAGGUCAUUGAUGGCAUUAAGAAAUCUGAAGGGGUGGAGUCCAAUGGGCGUGGCUUGAGAGGUAUGGCCACUUCCACGCUGUCUACAUUAGGGGGAGGAGUUCGGGAAUUCGCCAGAAUCUUCCACGUCCCUUUCCAGUGCUGUCGCAGUGGAAGGCGAGCUAAACCCAAGCCGUCUGAACCACCAAUACUUCGACAUUCGUUUCGACUGUAUCACUUCCGGCGCCCACAUCGGUGUUUCGUCUGCAAGCAGCUGGUCUACAACCAAGGGUCUGCUUGCCAAG
Molecule: messenger RNA, 8512 nt
Organism: Candidula unifasciata
Lineage: Eukaryota; Metazoa; Mollusca; Gastropoda; Stylommatophora; Geomitridae
Source: the annotation of a GenBank genome assembly